UGACAUCACUCUGGCUCUCCACCCAAAGCCACGGGCUGGACUCUGGGCCAACGAGGUGUGGCGGAGCUCAGCUGCAGAGAGAGGCGGCACAGACAUCGCCACCGAGCUCCAGGCUGUGAGGAGGAGCUCUGAGCUCCGACUUGAGACCGGAGGCAAGUGCCUGCCAGUUCCAGGCCCAGGCCACAGACUCCCGAGCCUGUAAGUUCCCUGAGGCCCUGGCCUGACCAGCAGCAGCAGCUAAGAGCUUGGGGACACUGGUGAAGCCAAGGAGGCGUGCUCACCCAACCCAGAGCUGCAUCCAGCCUCCGUCACCGAAGACUCCAGUUUGGAGAGGAGAAUCGCUCCAACUGCUCCCAGGCACUAUAACACCGUAAACUUUAGGGAACAGACUUUGUGGCCAGAAACCUGUGAUGAAGAUGCCCCUGUCCUCAGGAAGCUGGAGGUAGAUCGGUUCCCAGGAGGCUCUGGGGCAUACCACCGCCUGGUUCCCACCAUGAGGGAUCUGCCAGCACUGCCUUCCCACUGGGUCUGGCUACUCUGGCCCUUCUGCAGCUUUCAGGUGUGUGGCACCCAGCUCAGAGCCCAGGAACAUCCAGGGUUUGCGGUCCUGGCUUCUGCUUCUCAUUACUGGCCAUUGGAAAAUGUGGACGGGAUCCUUGAACUUCAGGACACAACUGGAGCGUUGCGAACCCACAACCUCACUGUGCCUCCUUCCCACAAUGCUACCUUUGUCUUUACCAAUGAUUCUGCCUACUCCAACUUCUCUGCGACUGUAGACAUCGUAGAAGGGAAGGUCAACAAAGGUAUUUACCUCAAGGAGGAGAAGGGGGUGACAUUCCUCUACUAUGGCAGCUACAAGUCGUCCUGUAUCAGCAACCCUGCCCAGUGUGGACCUGAGGGAGUGACAUUUUCAUUCUUCUGGAAGACUCAAGGGGAGCAGCCUCGACCAGCCUCCUACGCUUAUGGGGGACAGGUCAUCUCUGAUGGUUUCAAAGUCUGCUCUAGCGGUGGAAAGGGCUCCGUGGAGCUGUACACGCGGGAUAAUUCCAUGACGUGGAAGGCCACCUUCAACCCUCCAGGUCCUUACUGGACUCAUGUCCUGUUCACGUGGAAGUCCAAGGAGGGCCUGAAAGUCUACGUCAAUGGGACUCUGAGCACCUCAGACCCGAGUGGGAAAGUGUCUCACACCUAUGGCGAGCCCCAUGUCAAUCUGGUUAUAGGGUCUGAGCAGGACCAGACCAAGCGUAACGAGAACGGAGCUUUUGAUGAGUUCAUCAUCUGGGAACGUGCGCUCACUCCCGAUGAGAUCAAGAUGUACUUCACAGCUGCCAUUGGUAAACACUCUCUGUUGUCUUCAACACCACCAGCGAUGCCUACAGCACACUCAGUGAUGCCCACGGAUGCCUACCACCCAAUCAUCACCAACCUGACAGAGGAGAGGAAAUGCUUCCAGAGACCUGAAACCGUGCUGCGAUACCUUCAAAACGUGUCCCUCAGCUUGCCCAAUAAAUCCCUCUCAGAGGAAACAGCACUGAACCUCACACAGACCUUCUUAAGAACCGUGGGCGAGGUGCUUCUACUGCCCAGCUGGACCCAUGUAUCAGAGGACAACACCAUGACGCUGGGCUUGGUCGACACCAUCGAUACCGUCAUGGGUCACAUAUCAUCCAACCUGCAGCCCAGAGAAACCCAUGUCACCCUCGCAGGCUCUUCCUCCAUGGCAGAUUUCUCCGUGGCCAAGAUUCUUCCCCCAGCACUGAGUGCCCCCCACUAUAGAUUCCCAGCCCACGGGCACAGCUACAUUGAGAUCCCAAGAGAGGCCCUUCACAGCAACGCCUGGACCACGAUUGUCGGCCUCCUCUACCACUCCAUGCACUACUACCUGAACAGCAUCCCCCCAGCCAGCACAAAGAUUCCUGAGGCUGUGAACUGCAGAGACUGCCUGCUGUCUGUCGCCAGCCACCUGAUCUCCCUGGAGGUGUCCCCACCGCCCACUCUGUCCCAGAACCUAUCGGGCUCUCCUCUGAUCACCGUCCAUCUCAGGCACAAACUGACUCAUAAGCAGUAUGUCGAUGCCACCAAUGAGAGCAACCGCCUCUUCCUGUAUUGCGCCUUCCUUAACUUCAGCUCCGGGGAAGGCGUCUGGUCAAGUCAGGGCUGUGCGCGCACAGAGGGAAACCUCACCCACUCGGUGUGCCGCUGCACCCAUCUCACCAACUUUGCCAUCCUCAUGCAAGUGGUCCCACUGCAGCUCACCCGUGGACACCAGGUGGCGCUGUCGUCCAUCAGUUAUGUUGGCUGCUCUCUGUCAGUUCUCUGCCUGGCUGCCACGCUGGUCACCUUCGCAGUACUGUCCUCUGUCAGCACCAUCCGGAACCAGCGCUACCACAUCCAUGCCAACCUGUCCUUUGCUGUCCUGGUGGCCCAGGUUCUGCUGCUCAUCAGCUUCCGCGUGGAGCCUGGCACGGUCCCAUGCCAGGUGCUGGCCGUCCUCCUGCACUACUUCUUCCUGAGUGCCUUUGCCUGGAUGCUGGUGGAGGGACUGCAUCUCUACAGCAUGGUGAUAAAGGUCUUCGGGUCAGAGGACAGCAAGCAUCUCUACUAUUAUGGGAUCGGCUGGGGGUGCCCUCUCCUCAUCUGCAUCAUCUCCAUAUCAUCCUCUAUGGACAGCUAUGGGACAAGUGACAGCUGCUGGCUGUCACUGGGGAGUGGUGCCAUUUGGGCUUUUGUGGGCCCUGCCCUGCUGGUCAUUGUGGUCAACAUUGUUAUUCUGGUAGCUGUGACGAGGGUCAUUUCCCACGUCAGCACCGACAACUACAAGAUACAUGGGGACCCCAGUGCCUUCAAGUUGACAGCCAAGGCUGUUGCUGUGUUGCUACCCAUCCUGGGAACCUCAUGGGUGUUUGGGGUGCUUGCUGUCAGUGACCGGGCCCUGGUCUUCCAAUACAUGUUUGCUGUACUCAACUCCUUACAGGGUCUCUUCAUCUUCCUCUUUCACUGUCUCCUAAACUCAGAGGUGAGAGCAGCCUUCAAGCACAAGACCAAGGUCUGGUCCCUCACGAGCAGCUCGGCCCGUACCACAAACACCAAACCCUUCAGUUCUGACAUCGUCAACGGGCCCCGGCCAGGCAUGGCAUCUACAAAGUUAAGCCCAUGGGACAAGAGCAGCCAUUCUGCCCACCGUGUGGACCUAUCCGCUGUGUGAUCAGGGUAGCUGCCACUCAAAACAAGUGCCUCCCCCGAAGCAGAGAACAAAUGCACAUCCUGCCUCCGUCAUGGGUCCCUCCCCUUGCUGCCUCGACCUGGGAUCACGGCCCCGACCUAUGCCUGUGCAGAGUGUCCUGCCUAGCACUGCAAGUUGACUCAGGGUGGUGUGGCCAGCCAUGGUGCAGCCUGUCUUCCCUGAUGGGGUAGGCACUUCUAUUCUCUGUGGACACCAGAGCGCAAUGUAGCCAGAGUGUGAACCUCCCUUGUUACCAUGCGCACAGAGCACCGUACCAGCAAGACUGUGGUAAAUGAGAUGUAAGGAUGCAGCUACCAGAAGGCAUGGCCUCAGCCUUCAUGGAGACUCAGAGUCCUGAGGGGUACUUAAGGUCCUCUGUGUCUCCAGAGGGUCAACAGAGGUAGCAAUGAUGCCAGUAUCAAUUGGAAUGGCCAUCUUCAUAUAAGGGGACACUAACUGGGCCACCUCCCACCCUAGCUGUGCAUCAGUUCUGGGGUCUCUGCCUUUGCCUGCCUGGAGUCUCCCACUAUCCUGUGUAUGGAACCUUGUGAAGACAGCCUAACGGAGCCACUGCAUAGGAAAUGACUCAGCCUGUUGUUGCAAGGUGUGCCUCGCUGGACCGUCAGAGUCAGCCUUUGGAUGCCUUCUUCAAACAUGAGCCUCUUUCCUGUCCACUUCCUCCUCCAGGGCUGAGAUUCCAUGCUGGGUAUCUGCCUGCGUCUGUAUCUCCUGGUUUUCUGGGGGUCUAGCCACCCCUAUGGUCUGCUUUCUUGUUACUUAGACAUGUCACCUCUGUAUAAGAGCCAACGAGACACCAGACAGCUCAGACAUUGGAUGUCCCUCUUGUCAUACACCAGACCAAUCACAUUGUAGAGACUGAUUUCUUCUCAUUAGUGACCAUACCAAGUCCCUACUGCUAGGCAGGGUGACCACUGGAGGCUUUUGGGUUGGUGUGAGUGGACAAAAUCAGACUUGGUCCUGGGAAAGUACAGUCAUUGUGACAACUGCAUGUCACCAAGACCCUCAUGUGGGUGGGGAAUCACAGAGAAUUAUGGAACAGGCUGUGAAGGACCAACUAGUGUGACAGAAACAUAAGUGUCUGUGACAUGCAUGGCCCAGAUAGCCAGUCUGGCCCCAAUACUGGAAAACCCUCUCUUCCCAUGACAUCCUUGAGCCCCUACCCCCACUCUCUCUUGGCUUUAGAACAUGUUCGAACUCAGUUCUAUGGAUCUUUUUGGCUUAACUUGUUUUUUUUUUUUUUCUCCACUGCAGUGAAGUGGAGUCAGGGCAGGGCCUGGCAUAGCCAGGCAAGCACUCCACACUGAGCCACACCCCAGCCCUCAAGUGACAGUCCCCAUGCAGGCAUCUCUUCCAGAAGCCAUAAGGCCACAGGAUCAGACUUUGUUCCGUCCAAGCCAGGACUUAAAUCUAUCAGCCAACUGGGGCCCUGUGACCCACCCUCCUGCAGCCCCUUUGGCCAACACAACCUGAGGCUGUGCCAAGACUCUGUGUUUGGUGAGAAGUCCUGUCUAUAGAAUGUGUGUGGUCACUGCUCAGCAUCUCACUACGCCUCAAACCAGACACCAGUGACCCAGGGUCCGACCUGCCUUGCUGAGCUCCCAGUAGUGAGAACACUGUAAGCCCCCCAUGCAUGCUGGGCUCCCACUGAGGCAAGGCAGGCCAGAACGGUCUUCAUUCCCAGUGGGAUUCUCAGUUUCUGGCUUUUUGUAAUCCUCGCUCUUAUGUAGCUGAUAUAUCAAGAGAAGUCAAGAGCAAACCCCGUCUCGGCUUCCCGUUUCCAGUGAGUGAAAGCGUGUGGUUUAUUUAUAGGCUACCUACUUUGGCUUCUGCAAUCAUUUAUUAUCUGUGUGUAAUUUGGCCCCGUAUAAAUUAGGAAGAAUGGUGUGUGUGAGUAGUUUACAGCAGAGGGAAGAUGAUGAGUUGCUGCUAUAGUGAAGACAUGUUGCGAUUUUGAUGAAAUAAACUCUUAAUGUCCUUAA
Molecule: messenger RNA, 5223 nt
Organism: Mesocricetus auratus (golden hamster)
Lineage: Eukaryota; Metazoa; Chordata; Mammalia; Rodentia; Cricetidae
Gene: Adgrd1
Product: adhesion G protein-coupled receptor D1
Exons: 26
Coding region: 494-3205 (903 amino acids)
Biological process (GO): cell surface receptor signaling pathway; adenylate cyclase-activating G protein-coupled receptor signaling pathway
Cellular component (GO): membrane
Molecular function (GO): G protein-coupled receptor activity
Source: RefSeq, a predicted model, not a curated record